CCUGGGGAGAGGGGUAAUUAAGUGUGGUAACAUAGGAAAUUAUACUGCAAUGCUCACACACAGGCUCAUAUUAUUUGUGAAAGAUUCAAGUUACAAUCUACCUCGUUACGUUCGGGUCUAUACUAGAAAUCACAUGUCUCAUGUCACUUUUCACUCACUUUCCAAUUUAGUUGCAGUAACUCCUUCCAUUUCACACUCGAAAUUCAUAUUUUUGGUAGCAAAGCUAGUAUUGCUGCAUGAGAGGAAAAAUAAUACAUGUGACUAUAAUGCACACAAUAUGGGUUUAGAUUUGACAUGGUACUAAAAAGUCACUUCCCAUUACAUUACCAUGGUUACAAUCUCAGUGAGAACCACAAUAAUGUAGUGUAGUUGUAUGAUGUAAUCUGUAAAAUGGCAGUGCAAACAGGUAAGACUUUACAAUCACACUUUAUUAACACUUAUAAUAAUUUGUCAGUGUUAGGGAAAGUCCCUUCGGAAGAGUUGGGUGUGGUUCUUCCUCAUGAACACAUCCUGGUAGACUACACUACAGGACUUGAUACCACCACAUCCUUUCUCAAUGGCCGUGACGUUGCAGGGCUACCUGUUACUAUGGAGAAUCUGGGGUUCACAAGACGAUUCAUGUACAGUGUGCGUGAGAAUGUGGUUCUUGAUGAGAUCGAAAAAGCAGAGACAGAAGUGGGGCUAUACAAGACGUCUGGUGGGGGCUGUAUCUGUGAAAUGUCUGUGGUGGGUAUGAGAAGAAAGGAGCACUCUUUCGACGACUUAGCACGCAUCUCCAAGGCAACGGGUGUACAUAUUGUAUCGACAACAGGAUUCUAUAGCGAGUCGUUCCUCUCAGCUGAGAUUAAAACAAUGUCCGUCCAAUCAAUGGCAGAGUUGAUGAAAACAGAGGUUGCGAUAGGGAGUGGACCGAUGGGAUUGAAGUGCGGGGUCAUGUACAUUGCAUGCUCAGAUCCCCUUAAAGAAACAGAGAAGAAAGCUCUGGAGGCAGCUGCCAUCACACACAAGGAAACAGGUGUGGCAAUACAGGUAGCUCCAGGGCGAACCACAGACCUCCCAUUCCGAAUCCUGGACCGCCUCUAUUCCUAUGGAGUGCAUGGCCAGGCUAUCAGUAUGUCUCAUGUGGAUCGGGCAUUCUCAGACUGUGAAACUAACCUCAAACUAAUGAGUGACCUGUGUCACCGUGGUUGCUACAUUAACCACUCCCUUUUUGGAAAAGAAUGCUCACACUAUCCAUGUAAUGAAGAUUUCGACUUCCCUAGCGAUGCUCAGCGUAUUGCCCGGAUCAAGGCUCUUGUCGACAGGGGAUGUUUGGAUCAUCUGCUUGUGUCACAUGAUAUUGUCUGUCGGAAUGAGUGGGCAUGUUAUGGUGGUUACGGUUAUGGUCACAUGUUAGACCACAUAGCCCCAAAGUUUCUGAACAGAGGUUUCCAGAGAGCUACUGUGGACAGGAUUAUGAGAGAGAACCCUCAAAGAUGGCUAACCUGCUCUGAAUUUAGAUGAAACUGAACCUCAACUGUACAUUGAG
Halichondria panicea is the source of this 1528-nucleotide messenger RNA. RefSeq names its product phosphotriesterase-related protein-like. Gene Ontology annotation, biological process: catabolic process. Gene Ontology annotation, molecular function: zinc ion binding. The coding region runs from base 391 to 1503 and encodes 370 amino acids. The transcript has 3 exons. The record is from RefSeq and is a predicted model, not a curated record. NCBI's taxonomy places the organism in Eukaryota, Metazoa, Porifera, Demospongiae, Suberitida, Halichondriidae.